AACAACAGCCAGCCGACAUGUGCCCACCCCGUGCAAGACAGAAAAAGAGCUUCAGCACGCAAUCAAUACAGACGAGCGACAAACGGGCCAGUAAGCUCAGCCGCUCUGUUGCCUCACGUCGGUGCUCUCGAAUAUCUUGUCAGCCGACGCCGCGAUGAACCCGCUGUACAGCUCACCACUCGCCGUCGGAUACCGCCUGGCGAACUCAUAGUAGCACGACGGUAUCUCGUAGGUGCCCUCAGCAAAGGCCACAUUCUUCUUCUCAGCGAGUGUUGACGACUGCUGGAGCAGCUCGGCCGGCGUCCCCUUGAUGAGCCCCCCGGAGGCGUUGAGGGCGAAGCCCUUGUCCUGCAGGAAUGUGUUGAGGGCCUGGAGGGAGUCGAAGGUCGAGAGGGCGUUGACAUUGACGGUGAAGUGGUUGGCGCAGUAGCCGUAGACAUACAGCCAGGCCGCGUACUCGGACUCAGCCAGCAGCCGAUUGUAGGCGGCGUAGUGCAGAGGCGCCCAAUGGUGGCUCCCACACGUCAGCAGCUCCUCUGUGCCGAGAAGCGACGGGGGCAGGGCGUCCACACACUUGCGCAUCGUCUGCUGCAGGUCGCUAGAGAACUCCUCCAUCAGCAGCUGAAUGCAGGCAGACACAAAGAGAUAAGCUGUCACUCCCACGAAUGGCUGCAGCGCCGCACCUCUGAUAUGAAGACCUUCGGCGCUUUGUCUUCUUCGGCAUGCUCGAAGUGCUUUGCGUAGAGUUUCUUCACUGGGAAUGUGUAAGUGCCCUUCUCAACGUACCCCAUCCUGACGAACGGCCUUGCAAGCACAUCGAUGGACACGCGCGGGUCGUUGAGUGUGCGGAAGGCCACGUGGUCGUUGAGCACGACAUUCUCGCCGCGCUGCCGCAGCAGCUGGUGGAUCUCACCGGCCUGCAGGCACAGACAACCAAGAGGGAGAGGAAGGAGUAAGGAGAUGGCAUGCAUCGUGUUCAAGAUCUGUGACCUUUGGGGUGAGGAGAAGAUACUGAUCCCACAGGCGAGAGAAGACCUUCGCCAUCGGAAUUCCC
Molecule: messenger RNA, 1054 nt
Organism: Vitrella brassicaformis
Lineage: Eukaryota; Vitrellaceae
Source: the annotation of a GenBank genome assembly